Molecule: messenger RNA, 2154 nt
Organism: Oldenlandia corymbosa var. corymbosa
Lineage: Eukaryota; Viridiplantae; Streptophyta; Magnoliopsida; Gentianales; Rubiaceae
Source: the annotation of a GenBank genome assembly
AUGGCCACUGUAAUCCACCUCACCUCCGCCACCUCCGCCGCUGUCGCCGUCUCUCGACCGGAACCCCUUCACUCUGCUCGCCAUAGUCCGUCGAACCUUAGAAACUUUUCAAAACAUGAAAUCACUUCAUUUCUUUCACCUUCGAAACCCAACCCGAAGCCCCAAAGCCUCCGUCUCUCCCCGCAAUUCCCGCCAAGCGACCCCAUUUCCGUCGGGCGCCUUAUGACCUCAAAAUCUUUGAAUGGCUCUGAAUUUCCUGACCAUGAUUACUCCCUGUUGCUCAACCUCUCUGUCCGACAUGGCGAUGUUGAACUCGCUAAUACGGUUCACGCUUCCAUUGUCAAGCUUCUCCAGGAAGAAGAUGUUUAUCUGUUCAAUCGUCUUAUUGCAGCUUACAUUAAGCUUGGUCAAUUAGAGUGGGCACGCAGGGUUCUGAAGACUCUUCGGAGCCCCGAUGUGGUAUCUUACACCGCUUUGAUAUCUGGUUUUGCCAAGUCCAACAGAGAAAAUGAAGCUGUCCAGCUAUUUUCCGAGAUGAGGGUUUCAGGUAUUGUACCUAAUGAAUACAGCUUUGUGGCUCUAUUGACUGCUUGCGUUCGUUUGAUGGACGUUGAAUUAGGUUACCAAGUUCAUGCCUUUGUGAUAAAGUUGGGUCUUUUAGAUUGCACAUAUGUUGUAAAUGCUUUGAUGGGAUUGUACAGUAAAUGGGGGCGUUCAGACUCUGUACUUCGGUUGUUUGAUUAUAUGUCUCAAAGGGACAUUGCUUCGUGGAAUACCUUGAUUUCUAGUCUGGUUAAAGAACGUAUGUAUGAUGAAGCGUUUGGAUGUCUCCGCAAUGUGUUUGAGAGUGAUGAUCUUAGAGUCGAUCGCUUCACCUUGUCGAGUCUUUUGGCUGCGUCUGCUGGGUCUUUUCGAGAGAGAGAAGGUCGGGAACUUCAUGCUUAUGCUAUUAAGCUGGGACAUGUGAACAAUUUAAGUGUCAAUAAUGCUCUUAUUGGAUUUUACACCAAGUGCGGGCGGUUGGAAGAUGUGAUGCAUUUGUUUGACAACAUGAUUGAAAAAGACGUUUUCACUUGGACUGAGAUGAUAACAGCAUAUAUGGAGUUUGGGCUUGUUGAUUUGGCGCUGGAGGCUUUUCAUAGGAUGCCAGAGAAGAACUGUGUUUCCUAUAAUGCUCUUUUAGCUGGAUAUUGCCAUAAUGAUGAAGGCUGGAGUGCUUUGAGCCUCUUUGUCAAAAUGGUGGAAGAAGGUCUUGAGUUGAAUGAUUUUACUUUGACCACUGCUGUAAAAGCAUGUACAUCACUGAUGCAGAGGGAGAUUAGUGAGCAAAUUCAUGGAUUUGUUCUAAAGUUUGGUUUGGGGAGAAAUUAUUGUGUUGAAGCAGCAAUACUCGACUUGUGUACUUGGUGUGGUAGAAUCUCAGAUGCAGAGCAGAUAUUUUGCCGAUGGCCAUCUUAUUGGGAUAGGUCAGUUGUAUUAACAUCAAUGAUAUGUGGAUAUGCCCGUAACAGACAACUGGAUGAAGCUACUUCUCUAAUCUGCCAAGCUUUUUCAGAGAAGUCAUUGGUUUUGGAUGAAGUUGCAGCAAGUGCAAUUCUUAGUGUAUGUGGCAUGCUAGGAAGAGGGGUGCAAAAAGGAUCAAUGCAUGGAAGGAAGGUGCAAGCUGGUUGGGCAUUCUUGAAGGUUUGGAAAAGGGAUUGUCCCAUAUUCGACGUUCCUCUGCUGUCAAAUCGUCCACCAACCACCGGAUCUCCUCCAAACGAGCAUUUCCACAAUCUUCUGCUCGAAAAUUUCAAGGGGAAGCCGGAGCCACAUCUGGUGGAGGUAACCUCCACGGAGAAAGGCUUCGAAGGCGCGUUUUUCGUCGCCACUCUCAUCCGUUGGCAGGCUUCCCCUUUUCUGAACACUCAAACAACCGAUGCCACAAGGCUACCGUCGAGUAUCGCCGAGGAAGGUUCCAAUGCGCCGCUCAAGGAGCUUGUGGAUAUCCAGUGUGUCCGCCCAUUGCCUCCUCCUCCCACCUCGCCGGAGGAGAAUUUCGAUAUAGGCGAUUAUGUCGAUGCUUUUCUUAGGGACGGCUGGUGGACGGGCGUCGUCGUCGGCAAAAGUUUUAGAGGAGAGAAGGUUCAUUGUCUGUUUUCAGGAUCCCUCUGA